This is a messenger RNA of Alosa sapidissima (American shad), 2006 nucleotides long. RefSeq names its product uridine phosphorylase 1-like. Gene Ontology annotation, cellular component: cytoplasm; cytosol. Gene Ontology annotation, molecular function: uridine phosphorylase activity. The record is from RefSeq and is a predicted model, not a curated record. Gene Ontology annotation, biological process: uridine catabolic process; nucleotide catabolic process. Bases 168 to 1112 code for a protein of 314 amino acids. The transcript is spliced from 8 exons. Lineage: Eukaryota; Metazoa; Chordata; Actinopteri; Clupeiformes; Clupeidae.
AAUCAUACAGCUGUGUACAGUUGUGUACUAUCUAUCGUGACACGACUUUUCGUACAUGGGUUUACUACCUUAGCUUUGUGAUCACGUUGUCAUUAGCGGUCUCCUUACAGGCAAUAGGCUAAUAUCCAUCCGGAAUACAACUUGCCUGGUUCUUUUUUCGACGGAAAAUGACAUCGGGCUUUAAUUAUGAGAAAAAGGGAGGGGAAAGCUGUAGUAAUGUACUUGUGCACAAUCCUAAUUUGGAUGCCAUGAAAGAGGAUAUACUUUACCAUUUAAAUUUGGGGACAGCCACACAUGAUUUGCCAGCCAUAUUUGGAGAUGUCAAGUUUGUAUGUGUAGGUGGCAGCCCAUUGAGGAUGAAGGCAUUCAUAGAGUUCAUCGGUCAUGAGUUGGGCUUGGAUGAGCCUAAAGCUGAUUACCCCAACUUCUGUGCAGGGACUGACCGCUAUGCCAUGUACAAAGCGGGGCCGGUGCUCUCAGUCAGUCAUGGAAUGGGCACUCCCUCAAUAGCCAUCUUGCUUCAUGAACUAAUAAAACUCCUCUACCAUGCUCGCUGUACUGACGUCACAGUUCUGAGAAUUGGAACCUCCGGCGGAAUAGGCCUGAAACCCGGCACUGUUGUUAUCACCAAACAGGCCCUGGAUGCCUGUUUCCUGCCACGCUUUGAGCAAGUGAUUCUGGGAAAGCCAGUGGUCCGGAGCACUGAUCUCGAUUCUGAUCUGGCAGAAGAGCUGUUCCAGUGCAGUAAAGACUUCGAUGAAUUUGAAACUGUCAUUAGCAACACUAUGUGCACAAUGGACUUUUAUGAGGGUCAAGCCCGGCUGGAUGGGGCCUUCUGCUCAUAUACAGAGGAAGACAAACAGAACUACCUUAAAGAAGCCUAUGCUGCAGGAGUCCGCAAUAUUGAGAUGGAGUCUUCUGCAUUUGCUGCCAUGUGUAAACGUAGCGGUCUUAAAGGGGCAGUGGUGUGUGUGACUUUGUUGGAUCGUCAGAAGGGAGAUCAGAUGAGCGGCUCUCAAGAAGUCCUUCACGGCUACCAACAGCGGCCACAAAUGCUUGUGGGGCACUUCAUCAAGAGGCGUCUGAAUGCCAUGAGCAGAGGCGUCUUCUAAAUCAUCUCCUGAUGCUGACAAGGGCAGGCAUCCCAGCAGGCCUGAGGCAGCAGGAGCAGGUGGAGCAGCAGGAGCAGCAGGCCUGAGGCAGCAGGAGCAGGUGGAGCAGCAGGCCUGAGGCAGCAGGAGCAGGUGGAGCAGCAGUAACUGGGUGACGAGGGUCUGAUAUCACGAACCCGCCGUUGCGAGUCUGUGUCGCUUUGGAUACAAGUGUCUGCUUCAUAUUACUCAACGUCAACUUUUAACUUUAGGAGCGGACAGUGGCAGAGUUGUCUGACCUCUCACCCCACAUUUCUCUCUCUCUCCUCUGCUGUGUCUUAGAAGUUGGAUGAGACGACCCAAUGAACUAAUGAACUAACCAGAAAGAUGAUGAUGAUGUUUCAUCAUUCCCUAUACAACUCUACCUGGGAAUGAACUUUGAAUGUCCUUUACAUGAGACAUGAGUACUGAGGAUGGUCAGUCUGUUUUCUGGACUUAGUUCAUUUAACACCUGGUGACAGUGGAAGAUGAAUAUUGUACAGGAAAUGUGUUGAGCAGAAGGAAUAAAUGCAGUAUUGGUCUCACAGUUGAGUCUCAAAAGGCAGUGGGCACCCCCUGGACUUUCUUUCCCACAAUAACCCCACAUCAAAACUGUACCGGGUUAUAACAUGUAAAGUGGACUUGCUGACUGAUGUUUCCUUUAGGUCAUGGUCAAGUGGAAUGACCUCUGCUCAGUGAGAUACACAUGUGACAUGUAACUGGACAUGAUGCUGCACACACAAACACACACACACAUAAAGGCAACAAACUGUUUUUUUUAUUUCAUUUUAAUUUAUUUGUAUGUAGUUUUCAUAUAAGUUGAAUGCUGUUUCCUUUUCCAUUACCCAUAUCCAAGUAAAGACAACAUUUUAACCA